Messenger RNA from Dissoconium aciculare CBS 342.82, 1236 nucleotides. RefSeq names its product CRAL/TRIO domain-containing protein. The coding region runs from base 1 to 1236 and encodes 411 amino acids. The transcript is spliced from 2 exons. NCBI's taxonomy places the organism in Eukaryota, Fungi, Ascomycota, Dothideomycetes, Mycosphaerellales, Dissoconiaceae. The record is from RefSeq and is a predicted model, not a curated record.
AUGUCUGACAACUUCGUACUCGACAACAUCGUCGCGGAGGUCACUCCCGAGCAACACAAGCUUCUCGCCGAGCUCUGGGGACGCAUCGAUGUCCUCACCAAUGGCACGGUGCCCGACUACCACUCGUCUUCCUUGAACACAUUGUCCGAGCGGACAGACAUUCCCAUCGACCUGAAAUUCCUCCAGAACAAGCAGAUCAAGCAGACCCUCGAGAAGACCACCCCAGCGGCGUUGCUGUUCGCCUUGCGAGCCAACGUUAAGCAUGAGGACCCCGACACGCUCCUCGUCCGCUUCCUCCGCGCACGAAGCUGGGUCAUCGACAACUCCUUCCUGAUGCUGCUGAAGUCACUGAACUGGCGUGCCGAGGAGAAGAUCGAAUCCGGGCUUCUGGAGGGCGGUGACGCCGCGUUCGACAGACCCGAGGACUACGCGACUGAACCGGAACGCAAAAUCGCCCGAGAGACUCGUGCCAUGACCUCGAGCGGUGAAUCUUUCGUCCACGGCGCCGACAAGAAGGGCCACCCGUUGGUGUACAUUCGGGUCAAAUUCCAUGACCAGUGGGCCCAAGGCAAGGAGGCUUUCCUCCGUGCGACCAUCAUGGAGGUCGAGAGCACCCGCAUGUUGCUGCGCCCACCGAUCACUUCCGUCUCGAUCGUUUUUGACCUGACGGGCUUCGGCCUCCGCAACAUGGACAUGAACGCUCUCAAAGUCAUGGCCAGCGGCCUGCAAGACAACUACCCCGAAUGUCUAGGCUCCGUGUACGUGUACAACGCGCCGUGGAUCAUCAACCGCAUCUGGGGCGCCAUCCAAUUAUGGCUGGACCCCGUCGUGGCCGCCAAAGUCAAAUUCGUGAGCACCCUCGACCAACUCGCCGAGUACAUCCCACGCGAGGACAUCCCCAAAUACAUGGGCGGCGGCGACCCCUGGGAGUGGAAGUGGGUACCACCCGUCCAGCCCAGCCCGCUGUCCGCGGAGGAGAAGUCCUCCCUCGAAGCGGCGAGGGCCGAACGUGUCAAGCAGCUCGAUGAGUAUAUCACCGUGACCAGCGCCUGGUGGAAGCAGUUCAUCGCGGGCGAUGAGGCGGCGGCGGCGGCGUCGCAGAAGCAGCGCCACGAUCUGGCGUUGCAGUUGAGGGACAACUACUGGAAGCUGGAUAAGUAUGUUCGCGGAAGGGUGUGGUUGGACCGAGUGGGGAUUCUCAAGGAGGAUGGUUCAGUGAAUUUGACGCCGAAAUGA